CUUCUGGCCUGGGGGCAAAUGUCCACUCCUCUCUUACAGCAAUUCCCCUCACUCGCUGUGUACCCACCAGCAUUCCUCAAAGAUCUUCUCUCUUCUCCUCAGCUCACAGAGGCUUUUCUCUUCACCCUUCCAGAAGUACAAGAACUUGCGGGGGAAGUGGAGAGGCUCGGAAGGGAGAAUCACGAUCUUGCAAAUAAGAAUCUGACUCUACGCGAUGAAUUGUUAGCGCUGCGAGAUGCUACCGCUCAAUCUUACGCUCAUGCCGAACAUCUCAAACGUCGCUGGGUCGAGUUGGAAAAGAUCCAAAAUCAGUUGUAUCAAAAACAUCGCCCUUCGUUCUUACAUUUAAGACUUCGGCACUCUUUGACGGCCCAAGAUGAUCUAAGCGAGAAGAUGGCCAAUGCGUUUAUCGAAGGGAAGAACGGUUAUCUUAAUGGUCAGACUCAAAUGAGUGUUCCGGGCUCUAGAGGGGAAUCACCAAUACCAGGCUCCACUGCGGAAACGACUCCUACUACUUCUGCCAUGGCUAUUGGGAAUGAUAGAAGUCAGAACAAGGCCAUAGAUGACUUUAUCAACGAUUUCAAAGCGGCUAGGAAGACGUAUCACAAGCGUGCUAUGUGGACGGAGAGGUGGUCCAGGGGUGAGGUUGCGUGGAGAGAUGAUUGAGUCGGGGUUAGGUCCUGUGACGAUAGAGGAGGACUGGUUGAACAAUUUCGGUUUUCAAUUCCUCUUGCCGUUAUCCCUAGAUGAUUGUUGCACUUGUGCUUCCAUACUUGACACCAUCUUGCAUAUACUUGUUGCCUG
Molecule: messenger RNA, 804 nt
Organism: Tremella mesenterica DSM 1558
Lineage: Eukaryota; Fungi; Basidiomycota; Tremellomycetes; Tremellales; Tremellaceae
Exons: 4
Coding region: 19-666 (215 amino acids)
Biological process (GO): ubiquitin-dependent protein catabolic process via the multivesicular body sorting pathway; protein targeting to membrane; protein targeting to vacuole
Cellular component (GO): ESCRT I complex
Source: RefSeq, a predicted model, not a curated record